UACCAAAACAUGUCGAUUGCUCUGGGUUCACGGUCUGGACCUCGUAAGAGCAUGAAUAUUUAUUCGCAUUCGCAGCAACAGAACCACGCACGAUACUUGGAUGAAUUAAAACAAGAGUUCAAGAAAAUUUACGCAAAUCCCCCCGUUUACACAAAAAGUAUUGAUGAUUUUGAUUUCAUACAAAAUGUAGGAACUGGCUCAUAUGGAACCGUGGUCUUGGUACGGGACAAAACGACGUUUCUGUAUCAUGCCAUGAAGUCCAUCGAGAAGGAAGUUGCAGUGAAGACGAAAGCCCUAAAGCAGUUGGUUCAAGAAAAGAAAAUUUUACAAAGCUGCAAAUUCAUCUUCGUAUUAACUUUGGACUUUUGUUGCAAGGAUAAUGUUUAUGUUUAUUUAUUAGUGCCUUACGCAGAAGGUGGCGAAUUAUUCUCAUUACUAAAGAAAUUAGGGGUGUUAUCAGAGCCUUUAGCUCAAUUUUAUAGUGCGCAAGUAGUAUUGGCUUUGGAAUACCUGCACCACUGCGACGUAAUACACAGAGAUGUUAAACCAGAGAAUAUCCUAAUCACAAAGACGGGAUACCUCAAGUUGGGAGAUUUCGGUUUUUGUAGAAUAUUAAAGAACAGAGCUUGGACUUUAUGUGGAACACCAGAAUAUUUAGCACCAGAAAUUAUAAAAUCUAAAGGAUAUUCAUACUCUGUUGAUUGGUGGGCAUUAGGGGUGCUUGUAUUCGAGUUGAACGUUGGGUACCCUCCAUUUUACAGUACAGACACGAUGGUACUAUAUGAGAAAAUACUGUCAGGGUCGUUCAAGGCUCCACCAACAAUGACUCCUCAGUGCAAAUUGCUAGUAAAGCAGUUACUAGAGGUAGAUCCUAGUAAACGAAUUGGGUUUCUAAAAGCGGGAGUAUAUGACAUAAAGAGUCACGAGUGGUUCCAGGGGUUGGAAUGGAACAUGUUGCUGAACCAGCAACUGAAGCCGCCCUUUAUUCCAAUACUUAACGACGUUAUCGACGGGUGCGACAACUUAAUGGGCACCAAGCUAAAACAUUCUCCCGUUAAUCUGUUCGAAGAAGAAUUUCAAGAUUUCUAGCAUAUUUAUGCUCGACUACAGCGUCAAAAAAAAGUUUUUUCGGCCGCCUUU
This is a messenger RNA of Cydia amplana, 1140 nucleotides long. RefSeq names its product cAMP-dependent protein kinase catalytic subunit gamma-like. The record is from RefSeq and is a predicted model, not a curated record. Gene Ontology annotation, molecular function: protein serine/threonine kinase activity; ATP binding. The transcript has a single exon. Lineage: Eukaryota; Metazoa; Arthropoda; Insecta; Lepidoptera; Tortricidae. Bases 10 to 1089 code for a protein of 359 amino acids. Gene Ontology annotation, cellular component: nucleus. Gene Ontology annotation, biological process: protein phosphorylation.